UGACGAGCACGACGACCAUGGAGAUGGGCAGCUUGCUACCUCACGCCGCCUCACUAUUCGCUGUUUCCAUGGCGAGCUUGAUGAUUGCAGCGGUGCUUUCCAUCGUCAGGCGGCCGUGGCCGUGGAAGACGGCGGCGAUCAGCCGGGAAGCCGUGCUCCGCCUCCUCGGCGUCCGCCUGGGCGACGUGCCGACGACCGUCGUCAGGGACGGCGCCGUCGCGGUCGACGCGCUCGUCCGCCGCGCCGACGCGUUCUCCGACCGCCCCGCCGGCGGCGGCGCCACCUCCAUCGUCUCCGGCGGCCGCGCCCACAACAUCAACACCGUGCCGCACGGCCCGCUCUGGGUCGCGCUCCGCCGCAACCUCACCUCGGAGGCGUUCCACCCGGUGCAUGGCCUCGCGCGCGCCGCGCCCGGGCGCUCGUCGAGGACGUCUCGGCCUCCGCGGCGCGCUCCGCCGGCGGAGGGGCAGGCGUGGUGGUGCCCGUCCGCGACUGCCUGUACGCCGCGCUGUUCGCGCUCAAUGUGGCCACGUGCUUCGGCGACGGCGUGGACGGCGAGCUCGUCGGCGCCAUGCGCGCCGCGCAGCAGGAGUUCCUCCGCUUCCUCCCCCGCGCCCGCGUCUUCUCCACGUUCCAGAAGGCGGCGAGGCUGGUGUACCCGGACCGAUGGAAGCAGCUGCUCCGCCAUCGCCGGAGGCAAGAAGAGAUGUAUCUCCCACUGAUCAGAGCAAUCAACGAGCAGCGCCGCACCCGCGGCACGCCAUCUCCGCCGCCGCCGACGACGUACGUGGACACUCUCCUGUACCUCGAGGUCCCGGCGGACGACGGGCGGCGUCGGCGGAAGCUCUCCGACGGCGAGAUGGUGGGCCUCGUGUCGGAGUACCUGGGCGCGGCGACGGGGACGGUGGUCGCCCAGCUGGAGUGGGCGCUGGCGAACCUAGUGCGGCGGCCGGACAUCCAGACGCGGCUGUGCGGCGAGGUCGAGGCGGCCGCCGGCGGCGAGCCGUGCGCGUACCUGAGGGCCGUGGUGAUGGAGUGCCUGCGGCGGCAUCCUCCGGUCUCGUCCGUGCAGCGGCACAUGGUGCGCGACGUGAUGCUCGGCGGCGCGCACGUCGCGCGGGGUAACGUGGUCAGCUUCGCCAUAGAAGAAAUCGGGAGAAGACAACAUGAUAUGGACAUCGUCGGAAGAGUUCUCGCCAGAGAGGUUCAUGGAGGGCGGGGAAGAAGGGGUGAGGUUGGCCAUCGGCAGCAAGCAGGAGGCAACAACUAAGGUGAAAAUGAUGCCGUUCAGCGCCGGGCGAAGGACGUGCCCCGGGAUGGGAUAUGCCAUCCUGCACCUGGAGUACUUUCUC
This is a messenger RNA of Oryza sativa Japonica Group (Japanese rice), 1352 nucleotides long. NCBI's taxonomy places the organism in Eukaryota, Viridiplantae, Streptophyta, Magnoliopsida, Poales, Poaceae. The record is from RefSeq and is a predicted model, not a curated record.